Aricia agestis (brown argus) is the source of this 930-nucleotide messenger RNA. RefSeq lists its product as uncharacterized. The record is from RefSeq and is a predicted model, not a curated record. NCBI's taxonomy places the organism in Eukaryota, Metazoa, Arthropoda, Insecta, Lepidoptera, Lycaenidae. The transcript has a single exon. Bases 58 to 930 code for a protein of 290 amino acids.
GGGAGCGGGCAGUUCGGUUGUGUCUAGUUUACUUGUCCAGUCUUCACUUCACACAAAAUGUUGCUCCGUCGCCUCAUAUUGACGGUAUACGUCUUCCCGGUCUUUGGCGGGAGAGGCCGGAGCGGCGGAUACGGGGGCUCCAGCCAGCGGGUUUCCUAUCCAUCCGGCCACGGCUUGUCUGGAACGAGCCGAGGCUAUCCUUACGGGCAGGGCACGAGCUACAAUAGAGGGUAUCCAUCGAGCAACAGGGCCGGCUACCCCCCUAGCGGCGGCUUAUCAGGAAAUGGGAAUACCAGAACAGAGAUCCAUCAUCAUCAUCACCACUAUUCCCCGCCGCAGCACAUCAGCUACGGAUCAACAUACCAUCCUGUCUACCACGGCACCCCACCCGUAUACGUAUACCAGUAUAGAAACUCCGGUAGCCGAUUCGAUACCUUACUAACCGGCCUCGCGCUUUAUAACCUGGGAAGGAUGUCAGCCCAUCAAGACAGCUAUAGACGGUACGGAUCGGAGUACAGAUCGAGUCCAGGAGAGAUGUGCAAGCUGGCUAUUAGUCGUCGAAACGGCGAGUACGAGGAAACACGCGUGGACUGCAGACUAAUGUCCAGCUUUAUAUGGGACGCGGAGCGAGAAUCGAAGACAGUUUCAACGCAUACAGUUGUCUCGCAAACCGUAAUAAAUAAUGGAACUACAGUACAAAACACUACGGUAGUCGACGCGUUACAGGUGAAAGGACCAUCUUUACAAGUGACUCCCGGAAUGGACUGUUUCAUGAUAAGAAUAUCCAGGGAUACUUCCCAACUAAGAAGGCGAGUGGAUUGCGCGCUGCUGCAAGAAUAUGCUAUACGGUCUUACAAUAACUGUGAUAAUCUCAAGUCUUUGCCGCUAGUUUUGCUGUGUUGUAUUGUGUUCUUAUUUUCUAAUAAAUAA